UUCACUGGACUUAGAAUUACUCAUUUGAAUGAAGAGAACCUAUACAAAAAUAGUCAUGAACGGUUCAUGUUGGUACCAGAUUUGAAUCCCUUCAGUAGUACCUAAUAACAAAAUAUAACCUAUAUUACCCUUAUCUAAAAAAAUUGUCAUGUUCGUAUGUAUUCUGAUAGAUAGGUACGUUAUAACAUGCAUCUUCAAAUCAUCCGCCAGUACUUCUAACCACGUACACUUCUUUUUAAAGUUCCUUUUUGUUUUGGUCAGUAGGGCAGCGUGCAUUAAUCAGAUCAACUUGUGAUUUUUGAGAUAUCCAAUGAACCUGCGCCAAAAUGAAGGCAGGCACGAAGUCGCGGUUUUGCUCGGAACCUACUGCCUAGCUUCGUGGUAGCUUGGUUUGGCGGCUGUCUGUGGGCUGGCUUUGGUCAGACUCAGUGACUCACAGUCACAGAGCUACUUGGAAAUUACGACCAGAUACGUCGUACGUCAGAAGCAUUUGCAAGUAUCUUGCACCUAGCCAUCACUGAGUCUGACCAAAGCCACCACUCAAAUCAAGUUGGUUCCCAGUUGCGUCUGCUUAAGCUAGGUUGGCUUAGUGUCAUUGGCUUCGCAAAAGUGUUUCAACAUGACAAAUGUAACCACACUCUUCUCCAGAUGGAAAAUAACGACUCUUCUGUUGUCAUUGGCUUCUCCAAAGCUAAGCCAAAAAGAUAGAUUUAAUCGAGUAUUGAAAAAUUGUAUUAUAUUGACGGUGAAAUAUUUUUUAUUAGAGGCUAAAUAUAGGUAAACGAUAUUUAACGGUACGAAACGGUUAAAUCAUGAUUUCAGUAAAAAAAAUACUCUAUUGUUUGACUUUUCUGAUAUUUAGAUACACUCAUCCGCAUUUAUCAACAAUAUUAUAAGAUUAGAUUUUUCUUCUUCUUUACAAUGGGAUCGGUAUAAUAAGAUAAGAUUUUUUUUUAAUAUUUUUUGAAUAUAAACAGGUGAAUUUUUGUCACGCUAAGCUUUUUACUUGGGUAGAAUCAAACCCUAUUAUUAGGUGGAGUGAAUUCCAUAUCAUUCAUUUGGCUAUCAAUGACAAAUAGUGAUGGCAAUGAGGCAGGGCGGGGCCACCCACUCUUACGUGUUAUUUGAAAAAAUAUACACGUAAAGUUUACAUUUUAUGAUAAAACGAAAUGAGAAACACUUUAUGAAUAAAAAAUAGUGAUAAUAUAAUGGAUAUUCGAGUCCAAUAAGUUGAAAGAUCGACUCUACCUAGUGGAAGAAAAGUCAAAAUAGGAGAAAAAUGUAUAGAUUUUGUAAGAAAUCGAGAUAGAAGGGGCCAAGAAUGGGGAUGGGACGAGACAAGACAAGGCGGGUCGAAAGUCCAUGUCCCGCCCCACGCUAUUGCGGGUCGGAUAAUACCCACCUUAUUAUGAACCAGUUGGAAUAAUACGCGUGGAGCGGUUUCAAAUUGUCAUCACUAAUGCCAUGGACGUGGUCAAAACAACAUGAAAGAGAGUAGAUAUUUCAAGCCCACAAAGGAGACCCAGACUCCUUCACCUUCACGGAAGGCAGCUUCCAGUUCCAGCCGCCUCUCUCUUUUCUCCUCCAGCCUCUAUAUAAAUGGCGCAGCCCCGAAUCUCAACACAUUCCACACCAAGCUUUCAAAUAAAAAAAAGAUCCCACAACACAAAAACUCCCUCCUCAAAUCUCUCUUUGCAAUCCCAGAUCUCAAUUUUUUCGAAGAAAGUUGUGUAUCUUUCUAUAUCUUUCAAUCAUAAUGGCUCGCUCCAUCUCCAGCGCGAAGCUUCUCUCAGCUGCAGUGACAAGGGCAAUCACCAACGGAAGAGGAUUCUCCACGGCCGCCGCCGCUUCUGCCGGAAAAGCCACGCCGGGGAAUGGAGGGGGUUCUGCUGUAACCGCCGCGACAAGCGGCAUGGUGAAGAGAACAGGGGAAGCGACCAACAAGGUGGUUUCCACCAGCUGGGUUCCGGACCCGCGCACCGGUUUCUACCGACCCGAGAACGUUGCCGAAGAGAUCGACGCCGCGGAGCUCCGUGCUCUGCUCCUGAAGAAACAUUAGAACCAUUCAAAUUCCACGAAAAAACAGAAAGGGAAAAGAGACUGAUACUGUAACGCGCGCCGCCGGGAUCGGUGCUCUGUUAUUUCACCAAAAGACAUCUUUUUUUUAUUUUGGGGUUAGCUUUACGCUCCUCUUUUCUUACAUCGCGGUAGACGAGCAAAAGCUGGGAAAUUUGUUGGCUGUAAGAGACUUCAAGAAUUGAAUCAAUACCAAUACCAAGCCCAAUUCUUUUCAUUUUCUGAAUUUUGGUUCUUCUUUGUGUUUACCUGUCCUCUGUUUUCGAUGGACAGACUUAAGACUGUUUGAACAGGAGGUUUAACCACCUAAGCACCUUUUUUUUCUUGUUAUGAGGCAAUCAGAUAAAGCAUCUUCCCGUUUUUGAAUCAUAUAACCAAUUGACAACAAUAUCUUGAAGGUAUUUUAUGUGGGAUCGGAAAAGUAAAAGCUGACUUCUGUUUCCAGAGUAUUCAAGUAUUUUACUUAAACGCCGGAUAAGGGCAAAUUAGAUUGGAAAAUGGAAAUAUUAGCUCAUUAUUGCAGAAAAGAUUCGGUAGUUAGAAGGAAACAUGUUAGUACCACCCACAGUGACGAAAGAAUCGGAUGUUAUUUGAGGAAGUCAAGGUUUUCAAUGAUAAAACCGAAGCCCAGCUGCCGACAGAAUUCCACGAAAGUCCAGCCCAGCCCAGUUGGCAGAGACCACCCACCCAUAUUUAUGUUAAAUUUGUUGGAUAAUGGGGCUUUAGCCCAUUAAUAAAAUUUCAUUAAAAAA
This is a messenger RNA of Linum trigynum, 2828 nucleotides long. Lineage: Eukaryota; Viridiplantae; Streptophyta; Magnoliopsida; Malpighiales; Linaceae. The record is from the annotation of a GenBank genome assembly.